UAGAGUCCAGCUUUUUGUGUGAAAGAAUGUGCGACUCAAGGAGUGAUGCACCACCAUUAAAAGGGUGAGGUAGACACAGCUAGCGAGUGCAACGGAGAGGUCCUCCUGUCGUGAGAACGGACAUCUGACUUCUGCAAUCAUGAUCAAACUGAUGAGUCUUAUUGUUGUUGCAUUUUUGCUGCUUGCUGUGAAACCAAUUCCAGUACAGCCUUUAUUCUGCUGGACCAGUUGGUAUGAUCGGAGUGAUCCCACUGGUAUGGGGGACUGGGAAGAUCUUCCUGACCUGAGGAGGGAAAAUCCAGGAGAAAUUUGUCCCAGACCUUAUGCUAUUCAGGCUGUCACUGUUGAUGGGAACAUCCCAGCCACAAGCACGGGGCAGCAAUUCUAUGCCUACAACACCAAAGUGGGCUUCAUUUGUCGCAAUGAGGAUCAGAAUCCCGGUCCGUGCUUGGACUACAAGGUUCGCUUCAGAUGUCCGUGCUUUUCUCCACCUGAAUGUAAGCCCAAGUGCCCGUAACCCGAGAGAGAAAAAUAAUGAUGUGAUCCUUGCAGAUUUUUAAAGAUCGGUUAUUUUUUCAGACUGAAACAAGUUUUUGUCGCUUGUUACUGGGGCCUUUUAUACUGAUUAUGCUGAAGGUGGUCUCUUCGGUCAACUUUGGAGAAAUUAAUUACAAAUAAUAAAAAUUGUCAGUGAAAGCUAA
Messenger RNA from Nothobranchius furzeri (turquoise killifish), 701 nucleotides. Its product is annotated as cartilage intermediate layer protein 2-like. The record is from RefSeq and is a predicted model, not a curated record. NCBI's taxonomy places the organism in Eukaryota, Metazoa, Chordata, Actinopteri, Cyprinodontiformes, Nothobranchiidae.